GAGCUCAGAAGAGCGUCGAAUGUGCGCGCGCUGGAUCGUUCACGUGUAUGUGUGACACGUCAUCCAGCAGCUCGAGCACGGAAGUGUUUCCAUCAGAAAGACAGCGUUACUAAAGUAUUUCAUCCAGAAUGGGGGGGUUCUUUUCCAGCCUCUUCUCGGGCCUGUUUGGCACCAGAGAGAUGAGAAUACUCAUUUUAGGUUUGGAUGGAGCUGGAAAAACCACCAUAUUGUACAGACUUCAAGUGGGAGAAGUGGUGACCACGAUUCCUACAAUUGGUUUUAAUGUGGAAACUGUGACAUACAAGAACUUAAAGUUUCAAGUGUGGGACCUCGGUGGACAGACAAGUAUCAGGCCAUAUUGGCGGUGUUAUUACUCCAACACAGAUGCAGUGAUUUAUGUAGUGGACAGCAGUGACCGUGACCGAAUGGGCAUCUCCAAAUCUGAGCUGGUGGCCAUGCUGGAGGAGGAGGAGCUGAAGAAAGCCAUUCUGGUGGUGUUUGCAAACAAGCAGGAUAUGGAACAGGCCAUGACUCCUACCGAAGUGGCUAACGCUCUCGGUUUACCUGCACUCAAAGACAGGAAGUGGCAGAUCUUCAAGACGUCUGCUACUAAAGGCACAGGCCUGGACGAGGCAAUGGAAUGGUUGGUUGAGUCACUGAAGAGCCGACAGUAAAUGCAAAAGCACAGAAAAAUCUUAUAAAUAGGAACUUCAGAGACUUCUUAUUGGGGGUCCUUUGGACCAGUGACUGCAUUCUUCCUAUUGUGUGAAGACCAUCCUAUUUUCCCAUUUAGUACAGAAAUGUUGAGUGGCAUUGAACGGACUCUCCACGAAUGAACUUCUCCUUUUUUCUUCUCGUCUCUACUGAUGCUUGUUUUCGGUAAACUGUAUUCACUACGUUUGUAAUUUCAGAAGUGUCUGCUUUUUAAAUUUAGCCUAGUUUCGGAAUAAUCACUGCAGCUCGGUUUGAUAUUAUUUGGGUAGAUAUUUAAGACUGGCUGUCGUUUGUAUGAUUUGGAUUUGUAUUGGCAUAUUUAUAUUUGGACGUGUACAGGGGCGUGCACUCCUGCAUUAUGGCUGUGAAAUAAAUAUGCAGUCAACACGUAUUACAUUAUGCAUAUAACAUCAA
This is a messenger RNA of Carassius gibelio (silver crucian carp), 1128 nucleotides long. RefSeq names its product ADP-ribosylation factor-like 1 (gene arl1). Bases 129 to 674 code for a protein of 181 amino acids. NCBI's taxonomy places the organism in Eukaryota, Metazoa, Chordata, Actinopteri, Cypriniformes, Cyprinidae. Gene Ontology annotation, biological process: intracellular protein transport; vesicle-mediated transport. The record is from RefSeq and is a predicted model, not a curated record. Gene Ontology annotation, molecular function: GTP binding; GTPase activity. The transcript is spliced from 6 exons. Gene Ontology annotation, cellular component: cytoplasm; Golgi apparatus.